UUAUGGUGUCAUGAAACAUGAUAGUCAAAAUUACGAAUACGACGAAAUAUCUGAAGGUGUACCUGCUGACAGAGAAACUGUUUAUGAGGAACGUCGGAGAGUAAUCACUGAUGGUUGCAGAAAGGUUAACAAGACCGUUUCUACCAGUUUUGCUAUAGAAAAUCAAAAUAUAGUUUCUUCGAUUGACCAUAUGGUGUACUAUUGUCCUAUUACAAAGAUUGGUUCAACAUUCUGGAAGAGGGUCUUAACAGUUAUGGGUAGUCACGGUAAACAUUUAUCACCGUUCGAAAUAUCGCUUGGACAGGUUAAAUUGUUGAAGGUUAAAGAUUUUUCUGAAACUGAACUGAAAACUCUCAAGGAGACUGGAACUUCCUUUAUGUUUGUAAGAGACCCAUAUGCUCGGUUAUUUUCUGGUUAUGAAAACAAAAUAUAUCAUGCAAACUUAGUGUACUGGAAAGCGAUUGGCAGACAGGUUGUUCGUGUCGUGAGAAAUAGUGACGAUGAUGUUUACAAAAUCUUUGGAUUUGACGUUACGUUUCUAGAGUUUAUAAAGUAUAUACUGUAUCUAAGUGAAUCAAAGAAAAACAUAGAUGCCCAUUUCACCCCAAUGGUGAAAAGUUGUGAUCCAUGCUUGACACAUUUCCAUUACAUUGGUAAGAUGGAAACGUUUAAAGAUGAUGCAGACUUUUUAAUUUCUAAAUGGCAGAACGAAUUCGAAAAUGUCACUAUUAAAUUCGGUGACUUCGAGAAGGAAUCUAUUCUUGACACCGCUAAAGGACGAAUUAGGUUUUUAUUUGACACUAAGAAAAUUUUGAAUGAAAUAAAAUUCCCAUUUGUCAACAUAAUGCUCAGAACAUGGAGGGAUUUACAAAUGAGGGGUUAUAUAUCGAAGCAUAUUGAAUUUCCAUUUAAAGAUACUAAUGUAAGUGAAAUAACAAAAGAAGAUUAUAUAGAAGCAGUUAAGAAAGCUUUGGAUGCAGCGGUUGAUUAUGUAGCUGUAAAACAGCAGAGGGAAGAAGCUCUUAUACAGUUCUACAGUCAGGUUCCUCUGCAGGACAUGGAGCGAUUGAGACACUACGUGUUACAAGACUGUUUGCUGUUUGGCUACGACGACAGGCCGAAGAAGUUGUUCGAUAGAUCAAAACCUUUGGAUGGAGGGUUCUUGUAUCUUGAUGGUUUAAAAAAAUGACUUAUGUACAAUCAGCUUAAGAAACUGUGUCAAACAUUAUUGUCUGACAAUAUAUAAAAAUACCCAACAUAGCUGUUAAGGUACUAUAACGUCACAAAGUCCAUCGCAAUUCAAUUUAACGCAUUUAGUGUUGAUACCAAAAUUAGAAAUCUAUGUUUAAUUAUAUCAUAUAAGAGGACAAGAGUCUUAAUGAUUUCAUUUGAUUUAUAACUUAGUUAGCUACUAACAGUUUUUAUAAAAUUUCUGACACAGUGAUUGUCGGAUAUACAUUUGGCAAGUUUAAGAUCAAACGCACUACGUAAAGAUUGCAUAAAGUAAUCACAUAAAGAUGUUAUGAAUAUUUGAUAAAUUUGUGCACAAUAAUGUAGUUGCACAUUACGCUCUGUUAAGCUAACUUGUUUCGAUCGCAGGAGCUGAUUACUAUAUGUGCUAAUUCGCUAGUACUGAUUCAAUUUACAACAAUUUACCGAAACAGGAAAACGAAAGCACGGAAUAAGAUAGGACAAAAUAUCACAAAGACGCUUGAUUAUAUACUAUUGAAUAAAAUAUGAUUUUUACAUGCACGUAAAUGAAUUCGAUCUAUUUUAAGAAUGCAAGUGUCGUCAUUAAAUUGAUCGUUUAUCUAAUGUUUGACUUUCAUUCAUUCUUUAACAAAGGCUUUUGCGGCACGAUACUUUUAAUUGUACUAAAGAAUUAGAUAUCAAGACUGUCUUGAUGUUUUCAAAUCAAAGUGGCUAAGUUUGAAUUUUUCAUCUAAUUAGGUUAGUGUAUUAUACGUAAAAUUUAAAUAAAGUUAUAUCAUCUAGCAUUCAAACUGACAUUCAUGAGUUAUAUCAUGACGUACACAAAAGGAAUUUCAGAGCUUUUUUCUUUUGUUUACUAUAUAUGGCAAUGUUAACAUAAGAUCAAUGCGAUGACGUUACUCUUCAUACCUAGGCUGCCGUUAUCACCCGAUUUAUUUAUUUCAUUAUUUGUUUUACAGUUUUCAUGUUUCAUUAAGCUCUUUCUUACUGUAAAUGUACUUUUCAAAUGUUGCAUAUUCCGUUCUUAAUUAGAGUAAAUAUUUACAGAGUUUUGAAAGAUCUAUUACUUUCGCUGGAAACUUGAAGAACGUUACAGGAAGGCUAUUGAUACUGCAUUCUUGCAUAAAAACUACUUUUUUUUUACUGGAUCCGCCCAUAUAUUAACGGGAGAAAAAUCGUGUGCAAACAAGGCAAUUCACGUGUUGUUAAUACAUGAUUUUUAUUUUUGAAAUGCUUUGUCAGGGAUGUAUAUGUAUUUCUGCGCAGGUUGACAUCUGGUAUCUGCGUCUUGAUUCUUUCAUAAUUAAUUUCUUCUUGUAGCAUAUAAGAUGCAAUCUAAUCCAUAGUAUGUUUUGCUGUAUCAGUUACCAAAACCAAACGCACUACCACCAAAAUUGAAAGUACUAACUCCG
Mercenaria mercenaria is the source of this 2624-nucleotide messenger RNA. RefSeq names its product carbohydrate sulfotransferase 11-like. Gene Ontology annotation, biological process: carbohydrate biosynthetic process. NCBI's taxonomy places the organism in Eukaryota, Metazoa, Mollusca, Bivalvia, Venerida, Veneridae. Gene Ontology annotation, molecular function: sulfotransferase activity. The coding region runs from base 11 to 1189 and encodes 392 amino acids. The transcript has a single exon. Gene Ontology annotation, cellular component: membrane. The record is from RefSeq and is a predicted model, not a curated record.